GUUGGGCAGCUCUCAGUUAGUUCGGAAGAGGCUCUGAUUUGGUUAAUGAUCUGGACGCUCUGCCUUAUCCCUCUGGUAAUGUGCCAAAUCUCUCGAGCCGAUUCCAUGGUGAACGUCACCGCAGCUGCAUGCACGAGGAACCCUGAGCUACAGUACUGUAAGGGGCCAGAGAGGAUGAAUGACGGACGUGACGAUCACAGGAAGGUUCUCUUUGAUCGGCUCAAACGGAUGGAAUUGGACAGGGAAACCAGUCACGUUGGCAUCAGAGCUCAUGACACACCACUGGCUGAAGAGGAUCGGAUCUGGCUGUCGAAAAUCGCUGAAGCAGUUGAAAGAUACAAACGAGAUCCAUUUUCUGACAUUGAAAGCACGAAAGCGCCUGAGAAAACAAACUCCACUUCCCAUAACGAUUCCGAUUUGAGAGAAAAGGAAACUGGUGGCAAUAAUGAUCAGGAACCUGAAGAAGGCUUUAUCCGUGAGGAAGAUCACAGCAGUCACCGGCAUCUCAAGGAAAAAGAAACCCAUGUACAUGUGGAAGAAGAUGCGGAUGAAAGUCAUGUUCCUCGUCAAAUAGAAGAAACGGAAGAGAGCCCAAGAACCCGAGAAAAGGGAGAGGGUUACUGUGAUCAGUACGAGCAGCACUUUUCCUUUUACUGUAUCGGAGACAUUGACCAUACUGGGCAGCACGAAGAAACCAUCUCCAAAUUCUGCCCGGCCUACAAAGCAGCCUGCCCGCAUAAGAAAAUCGCCUCUUCGGUUUCGUUGACAGCUUGGCCACGGAAUCCAUUCAAGAAGAAGGUUUACCUCCGUGUUCCUGUUGAGGAAAGCGGCAGUUCAUCUUAUGAGGAAGACAGUGAGGAGGAAGAAUUGACCGCUGAAGAGGAGGAGGAAGAGAGGAAAGCUGCAUACUACAAGGAGCUUAAGUAUGCACGAUACCACUACGCUUCACAAUAUAUUUACUCAAAGGCGGAGAAAGGGAAGACUGUCCCUGGUCCCCAUACGACCAAUCCAAAUCCGUAUAAUAUCCCCACGGGUGGCAUCCCCUCGCCUCCACUGGACUCAGUUCGGCUUGCUGCUGGUCGUCCUACGCAAGAGGAGCUUUAUGCUGACAAUCCCCAAAGUCUCCGUCCACUGGCUCAAUCAUCCAAUACAGUCGUCAUUCCUCCUCCUCUGCCAGCCUCUGCUAAACGCGAUUUCACUGAGCGAACACCAUAUACAGAAAAGCGAAGGAGAACGGGGACCGAGAGAAAUGUUCGAAAAUCUCAACACGAAAGCACUUAUCGUGCUAUGAGCAGCCGAGAACUCUACCGUACACUCAGGGCUCAGCAGGCUAGCACCCAUCCUGUGGUGCCAUCGGAUGCCUCCUUGGGCGAAGAUAACACUUUCAAGCAAUUUGAUGGCCUAACGGAUAGCGCUGGUAUUUUGCAUCGACCAAGAAGUCGUAGUCCUUUCACUAAGCCAGGCUUGUGGGAACCGAAUCCGGACGAUCCCCAUAAUCGGGAUCAUUCAAAUAAGUUCUUCUACUAUCCACGUUCAGUGACAGCAGAUUGGCUCAAUGGACAGAUCGCCUGGGGAGCCCAUUGGGCAGUUCCAGCGGCUGGAGUGGGUGGUACCGAUGGCUUCAGUACAGUUCAUUUCCCAACAAUCGGAACAUUCCUCAACAUUCCUGAUGACUACGAUUAA
Haemonchus placei is the source of this 1683-nucleotide messenger RNA. The record is from the annotation of a GenBank genome assembly. Lineage: Eukaryota; Metazoa; Nematoda; Chromadorea; Rhabditida; Trichostrongylidae.